UUGUGUGUGUGUGGCCUGCAUGUGGGUGCAUGUGGAUUUCUGUGUGCAUGUGUGUGUACAUGUGUGUGUGCAUGCGUGUGUGCUUGGUCAGUGACUGUAUAGGCAUAAUCCUUGUGUCUUAUUUGAGUGUUUUCAUUAGUAAUCCCAGCCUAUUUUUCAUCAUCAACGAUAUUGACGACAUGAAUAAUAAUAAAAUAAUAAUUAAUUUGAGCAGAUUAAUAUAGGGGUUGCUAAGAUUCAAUCUUUUUUAUUCAAUCAAGACUUCAUAAAAAGUAAAGGCAAAAUAGACCGUUUUUAUAAAGGCGGUGGCCUACAAAAGCUAAAACAUCAGCGGCAUUAUGCUCUGAAGUGUCUUACACCGUUCUCUUUGCGGCAGCAGAGCUUACUAUAGGUGGAAGUGCUACCGUCAUUAAGCGGUGCGGGUGAAUCAUAUAUCGUAUUAACGAGUUCGAGUUUCAAGGUUUUCUAAGGCAUUGCCAACAGAUGGCUCAUCCCUUAGAAUGUGUUUUAUGAAGGCAUUGAUAGAAAAAAAACGAAUUAAUUUUAUACAAGCGCUUCAAAUCGCUUCGCUGCAGUAGUACAGAUUUUUGAACGAAUUCACGUCUCUUAAUAUCAGUUGUGAUGCGAGGACGAUCAGUAUCAUCGUCAUCAUCAGACACCAUACUGCCCUGAUUAAUCAAUAGCGCGCGGAAGGAACCACCAUCAACCUCAGCCCCUCCAUCCCGUUGGCUGCACUCUCCUCGCAUCAGCACCACCCCUUUACUCCACCAGUGCGCUGGCAUCUCCCCCAGGAGCGCUGGGAGUGACGCAGAACCGAGCGGAAAGCUGCACCGUGCCUUGAGGGAAGAAGAAGCACUGAGAAGCAGGUGAUGCGAUCAAAAACAACCGGACCAGAGUAGCCCUAUAUCUGGGGACGGUGGCUGUAGAGAGGUGCUGAUCCCCGAUGCGUGGCCUGUUCGGGCAGAGGACGAGUGACAGCAGAGCUUACAAGGGUGUGAAUCUCCUCCUAAGCGUCCUGAUAGCGCAGUAGCACUCCUCCGUUCACACCAGAUUGGGGACGUGUUCUGAGCUUCUCAUCCUGCAGCUUCUCCUCCCCCUCCGGCGAUAUUAAACCUACACCAUGAACUACCUGCGUCGACGCCUCUCGGACAGCAAUUUUAUCUCCAAUUUGCCUAAUGGCUACAUGACGGACCUCCAACGCCCUGAGCCGGCUCAGCCCCCGAGCCCCGCAGUGUCGCCGGGGCCCCCGGAGCAGCGCCGCCAGUCCACCAGCCAGCAGCAGCCGUCUGGAGGUGGAGCCGCUGCCGCUGCAGCCGGUGGCGGUGGUGGUGGAGGUGGUGGAGGAGCCGGGUUCUUCUCGUCCUUAUCCAACGCUGUGAAGCAAACCACCGCCGCAGCAGCUGCGACACUCACCGAGGCAGCGGACAGAGCCGGGGUGUCGAGCAGUGCUAAGAUACUGCUGGUGAUCGACGACCAGCAGACGGACUGGGCGAAGGUCUUCAGAGGGAGGAAGGUCCAUGGGGAGUUUGACAUCAAGGUGGAACAGGCUGAUUUCUCAGAGAUCAACCUGGUGGCCCACUCCACGGGCUCCUACAGCGUGGACAUCGACGCCAUCAGAAACGGCCAUAAAGUCACUAAGUCCUUCAAGCCAGACUUCGUCCUGGUCAGAGAGCAUGCCUUCAGCAUGGCCAGGCACGGCGACCACCGCAGCAUCGUCAUCGGGCUGCAGUACGCUGGGGUCCAGAGUGUCAACUCUCUACACUCGGUCUACAACUUCUGUGAUAAACCAUGGGUGUUCGCCCAGAUGACCCGACUGUCAAAGACGCUGGGCCCAGAAGAGUUCCCGCUGAUAGAGCAGGUUUACUACCCCAACCACAAGGAGAUGCUCACUUCCUCCGUCUUCCCCGUGGUGAUCAAGAUGGGUCACGCUCAUUCUGGGAUGGGCAAGGUCAAAGUGGACAACCAGUACGACUUCCAAGAUAUUGCCAGUGUUGUCGCUCUGACCAAGACCUACGCCACUUCCGAGCCUUUCAUUGAUGCUAAGUACGACGUCCGCAUCCAGAAGAUUGGAAACAAUUACAAGGCUUACAUGAGGACUUCAAUAUCUGGCAACUGGAAGACCAACACAGGGUCCUCGAUGCUGGAGCAGGUGGCCAUGUCAGACAAGUACCGCAUGUGGGUUGAUUCCUGCUCCGAAGUCUUCGGAGGGCUGGACAUAUGUGCGGUAGAGGCUCUGCACGGCAAAGACGGCAAGGACUACAUCAUAGAGGUGGACGACUGCUCCGUGCCGCUGAUCGGAGACCAGCAGGACGAGGACCGAGUCCACAUCGCUGAGCUGGUGGUUACCAGGAUGAACCAGACCGUCCCGCGCUCCGCCUCCCCCUCGGCGGUCCGCUCCGCAGCUGGCCAGCCCCCUCAGAAGACGGUGUCCCCCCUGGCCGACUCCCAGACCAGGGUACCCCAGGCCCAGCAGCGCCCCCCGACGCAGGGUGGGCCCCAGCAGGGCCCCUCUCAGCAGCGGCCCCAGCCUCAGGGCCAGCCCCCUGCUGCCCAACCGGGGCCCAGCCCCACGGCCGCCAGCGACCCCGCCAGCCAUCCACAGCCCUCUAAACCCGGCCAGGGGCCCGGGGCCACUCAGCGGUCGGCUCCGGCGGCCGGCCAGGGUCAGAGACCCCCCUCUGGCCAGGGCUCACCCCAGCGGAGCCCCAGUCAGGUGCAGAGGCAGCAGUCCGCCUCUGCGCAGCAGAAGCCCGGAGGCCCCGGCCAGAAGCCCCCGGGGGGCCAGCAGAAGCCCCCGCAGCAGAGGCCCAGCCAGCCCCCCAGGCAGAUGUCCCAGGGCGGCGGCUCCCCGCAGCAGAGGCCUUCCGGGCCGCAGGGCCGCCCCGGGGGGGCCCCCACCACCCAGCAGCCCCGACCGGCGGGCCAGGGAGGGCCGGGCGCCAGACCUCCGCUGCAGCAGAAGCCCCAGCCCCCCCAGAAGCCCCGCCUGGAUGAGGCGUCUGCGGGCGGCGCUCCAGCACCAAAAAACACCGGAGACGUGGGCCAGCCUUAGCCGGGACCAGCUGAAGGCUGAGGCCGUACGCAACCUCGCAAAUCUUUUGCUAGUCUGUUCUCCAGCGGGGUGAGCGUCAAAUGCCCCCAGUGCAACUGACAAUAACAUGGAUUAACAGGACGGAGGAACCUCUACUCCUUCCCUUCAUCCCAGCCCCCAAAUCAAACAAGGACCAACAACAUGUCACCUAAUAAUGGUUCUCUCACACUGAGGCCAACGUGAACCCUAAAACACCCACUGCCGCAAUAGGUUAAACAGUAAAACACAAGGAUAGUUAAUCGAUGUAGACUUAGUCUGAAACAUUCCUUGACCCACUGAAGGCGCAGAUGCCUGGGUGAUUCAAUGACUCAUGUACUCACACUCAUUGGCUGUGCGUUCCUGCUUGCACUUGUAGAAGAUCUGCUUCCAUUAUGCGUACCCACACACACACACACACACACACACACACACACACACACACACACACACACACACACACACACACACACACACA
Molecule: messenger RNA, 3545 nt
Organism: Gadus morhua (Atlantic cod)
Lineage: Eukaryota; Metazoa; Chordata; Actinopteri; Gadiformes; Gadidae
Gene: syn1
Product: synapsin I
Exons: 14
Coding region: 1121-3052 (643 amino acids)
Biological process (GO): neurotransmitter secretion
Cellular component (GO): synaptic vesicle; synaptic vesicle membrane
Molecular function (GO): ATP binding
Source: RefSeq, a predicted model, not a curated record